Molecule: messenger RNA, 459 nt
Organism: Puccinia triticina
Lineage: Eukaryota; Fungi; Basidiomycota; Pucciniomycetes; Pucciniales; Pucciniaceae
Exons: 1
Coding region: 1-459 (152 amino acids)
Source: RefSeq, a predicted model, not a curated record
AUGCGAAACGCCGAACGGAUUGCUGCCGCACGUACAAGAUUUCUAGGUCUGCAAUUGGCUCGUCGUGAUAUUGAGAACCAACAACUGUCUCGCGAUCAAGAGGUCAUUGAACAUCUGAUGGAGAACCCAUACGAGCCCGAAUCAGGUACCAGUGGCAAUCACACAAGCCCCGACACACUGGAUGACGAGUGGUUAACGUUAGUUGCGCCCCUUGAUGAAGACGACGACCUUGAUCGAGCGAUCGAAGCAGACAAGGAGCGUUGGCGACAGGAAGCCCAGCAAUUCAACUGGACAAGCGUUAUGGACCAACUGUUUGCGGUGUACAUCGACCUGAAGGGCCGCACAAAGAACUGGUCUGGUCAAAAUGCGUAUACUCCUUUUGUUAGAUGCAACUGUCUUCCACAAGAAAAGAGAAGUCGCUUUGUGGACAUGGUGGAUAUAUUCAGUAAGUCCCCAUGA